AUGGAUCCCAACCGAGAGAUAGCUAAUGAUGUUGAAAGUAAUGCGUUGGCUCCCACCCAAGGGACAGCACCAUCUGAAAACCAACAUCCCCCACCCCCACCUAACACCCAACCGGUUCCCGUAGCUCCCCAAGGUGUAGAAUUGUUAAGAUUGAACAAACCUCUAGUUGAUAAAAUUCAGAAACAAGAGGCUAAAGAAUUUAGAGCCAGUGUUGAUGAUGAUCUCGAGAGAGUAGAGUUUUGGCUUGAGAACCCUAUCAAGAGGGAUAAGUCUGUGGCUGAAUAUGAGGCAGAAUUUUUACGAUUGAGCCGCUAUGCGCGAGGCAUGGUGGCAACUGAGUAUAAGCGUUGCGUGCGGUUUGAGGACGACCUCAGAGAUGAUCUACGAGUUUUGAUAGCUCUACAGAGGGAGCGGGAUUUUGUUGUAUUAGUGGAAAAGGCGAAGAUCGCUGAGUAUGUGAAAUGUAUUGAGCGCCAAAAUCGUGAAUUAGACAGGCCUUAUACUAUUUGUGGGAAGCACCAUCAGGGCGAGUGCUGGGUACAGAUAGGGGCAUGUUUGAGGUGUGGAUUUAUGGAGCACCAUAUCAGGGAUUGUCCACUGAGGCCCGUUCGGAAGCAAGCUACUGGUAGGGGCAGAGGUGCUGGAAAUACUAAGGUGAGGCAGUCAGCACUGGUUGAUGCUGCACAUCGCCGAGAGGACGGAGACGGCCCAGCUGUUAUUAUGGCUACGUUCUUUAUUCAUAAUAUACCCUAUACUGCACUAAUUGAUGUUGGAUCUAUGCACUCUUAUAUAGCAUGCACUGUGUCUGAGACUUUGGGCAUAAUGGUUGAAAACACUACGAGUCAGGUUACCGUGUUGAAUUCAUUAGGGCAGUCAGUGAGAGUGAACAAAUUGUUUAAGGAUGUACCUUUGGAGGUUCAAGCAAUGGUAUUUUUAGCUAACUUGAUGGAAUUUCCUUUUGGGGAAUUUAACGGGCAUGGACUGGUUGGUUAA
Messenger RNA from Gossypium arboreum, 993 nucleotides. RefSeq lists its product as uncharacterized. The record is from RefSeq and is a predicted model, not a curated record. Lineage: Eukaryota; Viridiplantae; Streptophyta; Magnoliopsida; Malvales; Malvaceae. The coding region runs from base 1 to 993 and encodes 330 amino acids. The transcript has 5 exons.